Molecule: messenger RNA, 5443 nt
Organism: Zootoca vivipara (common lizard)
Lineage: Eukaryota; Metazoa; Chordata; Lepidosauria; Squamata; Lacertidae
Gene: BEND3
Product: BEN domain containing 3
Biological process (GO): negative regulation of transcription by RNA polymerase II; rDNA heterochromatin formation
Cellular component (GO): heterochromatin
Molecular function (GO): rDNA binding
Source: RefSeq, a predicted model, not a curated record
CCGUCACGUCACGCGAGAGCGCAGCGCGCGGACCCCCUCUCUCUCUCUCGCACACGGACACACACACACGCACAUACACAAAGAGCUAAGUGGGAGGGGAAGACACGGGAGCCAGCCACGACCGCUCUUAUAAAACACCCACCCAAGACCAAGGGGGGCCCUCACCCUCUUUUCCCCACAGUGCCUAAGAAGGACCCAGAGUACGGAAUAUGAAUUCAGAUGAAUUAUUUGAUGAUGAAGAAAAUGCUGAAGUUAUUAUCAAAAAUAUUAUGAAAGUAGAAACAGACAAAGAAGAUGAAGUCCUAGACUGCUCCGUAAUAUCAAGACCUGAAAAAAACACGCUGGAUGGUUUAGUGACUUCUCUGCAAGACACCAAUAAACGAAAACGGACCUUGUUUGGUUGUGAUAGUUCAGGAAGCCACCAAGAAAUUCUACCAAGUCUGAAAAAAAGAGGCCUUACACAAGAGGGCCUUCUUUCGAACUUGAUGCACAGAGAUGGAUCACCUACUCAGGAAGAUGUGGAACAGCUAAACAAGAGCAAGAAUCCUAGCAUAACGUGGCUCAGUGAAGAAGAAGCCGUUAAUAACACAAUCAUGCCAUCAUAUAAGAAACCUCUGUAUGGAAUCUCACACAAAAUUACAGAGAAGAAAAAUCUGCCAGGAACGGAGCAGUUCACUUCCUAUGAGUUGUUUGAAAAGGUUAAUCCUAGCAGUCCUUCCACUCUUCGGACAUUGAAUGAGCAACGUAAAAGAGAUACGAGUACUAUCACACCUGUUGCUUCAGAGUCCGACCCAAAUAUAUAUUCUUUGAUACAAAAAAUGUUUUACACACUUAAUACCUUGAAUUCCAACAUGACUCAGCUUCACAGCAAAGUAGACUUGUUAUCACUAGAAGUCAGUCGAAUUAAAAAGCAUGUCAGCCCCACAGAUGCUGUAGCAGAAUUCAGGCCACCACCUGAGUACCAGCUGACUGCCUCAGAACUCAAACAGAUCAUGGAUCAGAGUACAUCAGGUGGAGAUUUGGCUUGCCGACUACUGGUACAGCUUUUUCCAGAGCUCUUCAGUGAGGAUGAGUUAAGCAGGACCUGUAGUACCUGUGGCUAUCUUAACAAAAAGAAACUUGAGUCACUUCAUCUACAGCUCAUCCGAAAUUAUGUAGAAGUCUGUUAUCCUUCUGUGAAGAAUCCUGCAGUUUGGCAGGCAGAGUGUUUGCCUCAGGUCAAUGACUUUUUCAGUAGCUUUUGGGCACAGAGAGACAUGGAAAAUAGUCAGCCAGACAUACAGUCCUCCAGUUUUUAUGAGACUGAUCAAGUUAUUGAUGAUAAGGAGGAGGAUGAAGCUCUGCCCAUGGACAGGAGUAGUUCCAUUGCCUCUGAAUGGGUAUUUGAUGCUCAGGAUAUAAAUGAAUUUUUAGAUGAAGCUUCCUCUCCUGGAGAGUUUUGUGUCUUUUUAUUACAUAGAUUGUUUCCAGAACUCUUUGAUCACAGAAAGUUGGCCGAGAGAUACAGUUGUUAUGGAGAAUGUGGGAAACAAGAGCUUGACCCACAGCGACUUCAGGUAAUUCGCAGGUACACAGAGAUUUAUUUUCCUGCUAUGCAGGAGAGAAAGGCCUGGUUGCAGCAUUGUGUUCAGCGAAUAAAUGAUGAACUUGAAAGCAUGUAUAUGGAUGACAGUGAGAGUGAACAGAUGAGAGAGGAUUGCUAUGAUUCUUCUAGUUUGCCUGAUGAUGUGUCUAUUAUAAAAGUGGAAGAUAAUUUUGAAUAUGAAAGGCCAGGCAGAAGGUCAAAAAAGAUUUGGCUUGUGCCUAUAGACUUUGAUAAGCUUGAUAUCCCUUCUCCUGAUUUUGAUGUCCCUAUUCCAGACUACCUGUUAAGCAAGGAACAGCUUAAGAACAUAUAUGAGAGCAGUUUGUCAAUUGGCAAUUUUGCUUCUCGGUUGCUAGUUCAUUUAUUCCCUGAACUGUUUACCCAUGAAAACUUAAGGAAGCAAUAUAAUUGUAGUGGAUCACUGGGUAAGAAGCAACUUGAUCCUGUUAGGAUUAAAUUAAUUCGACAUUAUGUGCAAAUGCUAUAUCCGAGAGCUAAGAAUGAUCGAGUAUGGACAUUGGAAUUUGUUGGAAAACUCGAUGAGCGAUGUCGUCGAAGAGAUACAGAGCAAAGACGCACAUACCAACUGCAGCGAAAGGUCCAUGUGCCAGGACCUGAAAGGAGAGAAUUUUUGACCUAUGCAAUAAACCCGGAAAGAUUUAAAGAAGAAUUCGAAGGACCGCCAUUGCCUCCGGAAAGAAGCAACAAAGAUUUUUGCAAGAUACCACUUGAGGAACUUGUUGUUCCUCCUCCAGACUUUCCUGUGCCUUCUCUGUAUCUGCUGUCUGACAAGGAAGUAAGAGAAAUAGUACAGCAGAGCCUUUCAGUUGGUAACUUUGCUGCCAGACUUCUUGUAAGACUUUUUCCAGAGCUGUUUACUUCAGAUAACCUCAGACUGCAAUACAACCAUUCAGGGGCUUGUAACAAAAAGCAGCUCGAUCCUGUCAGACUGAGACUAAUCCGUCAUUAUGUUGAAGCUGUUUAUCCUGUUGAGAAAAUGGAUGAAGUGUGGCAUUAUGAAUGUAUACCAAGCAUUGAUGAAAGAUGCAGGCGUCCCAAUAGAAAAAAGUGUGAUAUACUGAAAAAAGCCAAGAAAGCAAAGAAGUGAUGGGAUCUUUUUAGUUUCCAAAGAUGUUGACCACUAAGUUAUUUAGAAGCGGACUAAGACAUCAGUCAGACUGCUUUAGACUAAUACUCAGAAUAUUUACUCAGCAUUAGAGCAACUGAUAAGAAAAAUGUUGCUCUAACACAUACGGGAAUGGGCAAUACAGUGGGGAUGGGGAAAAGGGGUGUAGGACAAUCCAGUGGGAAUGUCACUUAGAAGAACCUAUUGAAAUGAAUGCAUAUUGUGGGAAAAGAUGUAACUCCAUUUCAGGAUGCCUGUAUGUAGACUGAUAGUGCCCUUACUACCUACCUGAACACAGCAAAGAAUCAUACAUUAUUACAGAUAUUCCAGCAGAAUCUCAUUUAAAUAUAAUCAUCAGUGAAAAUAAAUUAUAUAGUUUUUAAAAUUUUAAUUGAUUUUUAAUUUUAGCAGUGAGUAGUCUCGUGCUCUUUAAAACAGUUUCUGUAGGUACCUUUAAUCAGUCAUUUGGAAACUAAUUUUUUAAUUUUUCAAAGCUGUAGUUUUUGAAGUGCCAUACUCUUUGAAAAAGAGUAGAGAAUCAAGACAGUUUCUGUACUAAUUACAGCUACUCCUUGUAUUAGUUUGAAUAUUGGGAGAGUGAAGUACUACAAAAUCAAUGAACAGAAAAAUUACAAUUUUCUUUAAAGGUUUCCCAUUUUGUUGCUGAAUGGUUGUAAAAGUUAAGAUUAUGAUCAUGGCAUUAUUUAACAUGUGUUAAGAUCAUAGUACCAAUACUUCAGUUGUUAGUCAUCUAAGUUAUUCCAUUGUCUUCAGUGUGACUUCUUGGUAUAAAAGCUACUGGUAUAAGCAUAGGUUGUGAAAUAGAAUCUUGCCCUGUAUCAGUAGAAUAUGGUGCUAUUACCUGUUAUUCUCACUACUUAUAUUUAAAAAAUACUUGAAUUGAGGAAUGUACAAAAACAUUUAAGCCCAUAUUAUUUUUGUUAGCAAAAUGAUUGCAGCCUUUGAAAAGUUCAAAAUAUUAAAUAUUAUAUGUAUCUAUAUAUUUGAUUGUUUGGACUUCUAUAUAGCUAGGGCCCUCUUCAUUGUAUGUUGAUUUUAUAUUUAUAACUUCAAGUACAGUGUCACCCAGAGGAUUUCAAUAUCAUGGAGACUGUGAACUUUUCCUUAAUCAUUGUAACUAAUAAUUAACUUGAAACUCCUUUCUUUGUUUUUGAAUUUACUGGAGUUUAGGUAAACACUAGUGGAUUGUAUGCUUCUAUUCAGUAUGCCCAAACACCAGUGAAAACACUUUCUCCCUUUUCCUGGAGGGCUACAUCACACCAAGGCUUUUGUUUUCCUCUUUCUUUGGCAGUCGUAACAGGGAUAAAUAAAAUCAUCAGGGUUUUCUUAUCUAGAGGCACUGGGUAGGUUGGAUCCAGAUGAAGUUAACCACUUUAGUCCCAUUUGCUUAAAUAAAUGGGACUUUUGGUCCAUGGGGUUAUUAAGAGUCGGACACGACUAAACGACCAAACAACAACACCACCACCACCACCACCACCAUGGGUGACUUCCUCUGGAUCAAACCCACUGGAUUUCUAAAAUGCUCAUGGAGCUUUCCAGCAUUUAGUUCAACUAAUCCCUGUCUGUGGAUCUGCUGUCUCCUUGAAUAGGGCAGACUGCAUACAUAAUAACUCCAUGUGCACAUUGGUUAUGCAAUGAGCUCUGGACUCAGAUGUUUGUCUGAUGCAGUGACAAUGAUCAUUUAAUACCAGUUAUUUCUGGUUUAGCACAUUCAUUUGAUACCUUUGUGCGAUUAUUUAGAUUGUUAUAUAUCCAAAUAAAAAUGUAUACUGUAGCAACUGAAUUAAAUUUGAUACACUAAAGCAGCUUUUAAGAAUAUAUUUCUCCCACAAUUACGAACCCUUUUCUUUAUUUCUUUUGAAUGCCAAGAACUGGCUAGGCCCUGUUGAAACAGUUUACUAGUUGACAAUAGUCACUUUUUUCUUAGGAGUUAGCAACAUCCAAAAAUAACACAACUAUAAUCCAUGAAUAUACUACCUGCAUCCUAAUUAGAGUCAAGCCAACCUUUUACCCAAGGCAAACUGAUACGUCUAUAUUUCUCUGUAUAAUAAUAUCUAUUUAGCAAGCUGAAGGGUUUGGGUAUUAUGGUAGUUGUGCUACCCAAUAAUGCCAACUUCUUUGGACAACAUAAAGCAGCCUUCCAUAAUCUGGUGCUCUUCCAGUGUUUUGGACUACAACUUCUGCAAGUCCCAGCCAGCAUGAUCAAGGGUUAUAGAAGUUGUUAUCCAAAACAUGGAGGGUACUAGGUUAGGGAAGGCUUACAAAAAGAACCAUGAAAAUAGUGUGUUGUUAGAAAAAAUUACUUAUUUGUUAACUCAAAAAUAUACACACUAAAAACAAAAAAAACUGUGUAUCUCUGAACUAUUAGGGAUGUCACUACUAUAAAUCCUACAGGGUUACUGGGAUGGGGAGACAACCCAAUCCAGCAGCACCAAAGCUGUACAGGUGCUGUUUUUACUCCCUUCUUUUGUCUAAAUUGGUUGGUUCCCCCCCCCCUCCUAUUGGUCCCAGAUUGGUCCCCUCGGCUGUUAUACUACUCUCUAUAUUCUGGCCCUAGUGGAUCCAAUUUAGCCCCCAUCAUACCCAAUUUUGGCAGACCUCCCUCUUUUUCCUGUGGCCUUGGAAUUCCCUCCCAAAAGCUAUAGAUCUGUGCCCCUGUCCAUGUUUAGAAAACAGGUCUACUUCCUCUCUAUAAAACCAAUCAUUUUGAA